Messenger RNA from Aspergillus affinis, 1260 nucleotides. Its product is annotated as S-adenosyl-L-methionine-dependent methyltransferase. The transcript is spliced from 5 exons. The coding region runs from base 1 to 1260 and encodes 419 amino acids. Gene Ontology annotation, molecular function: O-methyltransferase activity. NCBI's taxonomy places the organism in Eukaryota, Fungi, Ascomycota, Eurotiomycetes, Eurotiales, Aspergillaceae. The record is from RefSeq and is a predicted model, not a curated record.
AUGGACCGCUCCAACCUCGUCGGUCGUGCUUCCGAGAUCGCCGAUGUCGCUCGCACCCUGGCGGACGAAUUGGCUCGUCGCGAGUUGCCCGAACCCUCGUUUGAACACGGCCUGCCCGCCCCCCUCCAGAGCGAUGCGCCCGACUCAGACGCGCAGGCAGCACGCGUAAAGCUCUUGGGCCUGUUGGAUGAGUUCAAUGACCUCUUGACUGAGCCGGCUUUGCUGGGAAGCCCAGAACUGCGCAAUCCGUCCAUGAGCAUGCAGGCGUUGAUCCGCCUGGGCAUCGUCGAACAUUUUCCCUCGGAGGGAAGUACGGUUGAAGACCUGGCAAAAAAGCUUGAUCUGAACGAGAACCUCGUUCGAAGGCUCCUCUCCCACGCUGCUACCUACCAUGUUUUCUUCCAAGAAAAACGCGACUUUUUCGUACAUACGGCUGCUUCGCGCGUGAUCACCGAGAACGCUGGAAUGCGUUCUUGGAUGCUGAUCGGUCUCGGCGAGGUCAUGCCUGGUACAUUCAAAAUCGCGGACGCGCUCUUUCAACAUCCCAACUCGGAGGAACCGCAGCACAGUGGUUGGAGCGUCCAAAACAACACGGACCUCCCCAUUUUCAGAGCCCUCGCCGAUGCGCCUAGCCGCGCUAGCGAGUUCGCCAACGCCAUGAUAUACCACGCCCACCUCCCAGGCUACUCUCCCCAAUACCUCACCGAAUUCUUCCCGUGGGGAACCGGAGAGCUUACAGUUGUCGACGUCGGCGGCGGGGUUGGCCACAUCUCGUCAGCUCUGGUCGCUCAUAACCCCGCCGUGCAGUGCAUCGUGCAGGAUCGCGCCGAGGUCGUCGCACAGGGCGAGGAGACGUUACCGGUUGAGCUCAAGGAUCGCAUUCGUUUCCAGGCGCACGAUUUCUUUCAGGAGCAGCCGGUGCACGGAGCGGACGUGUACCUACUGCGCUUGAUUCUGCAUGAUUGGUCGAAUAAAUACGCCCGCAUGAUCCUGCAGGCACUGAUCCCCGCGUUGAAGCCUGGCGCGAAGGUCGUGCUAAAUGAUCGUGUCGUUCCGAGCUAUGGGGAGGCCGAACUCCUGGCAGAGCGAGAAGCUCGGGAUUAUGACAUGUACAUGCUCGGUCUCCAGAAUGGGCAGGAGCGCACGCGAGAUGACUGGAACAAGCUGCUGCGCGACACGGACACGCGAUUUAAACUUACGAAUGUCUCCAAACCACCCAAGUCGUAUCUCGCUGUUGUUGAGGUGACGUGGGAGGGAUAG